AUGGAUUUUGAGGAGCAAUUGGAAAAGGCGGAAAAGUCGCCUUAUCCCUCGCUAGUCGGGGCGUCCGUGAAAUCGGCCGACGACUCGCCCCACAAAAACUACAUCCACCCCGAGAAAUACACCGGCACAGGCCGCAAAAACACCGCCAAAAAGUCCAUCUUGAACUCGUCGAUCGGCGCCUCGUUGGACGACUUGAUCAGCGAGGGUGCGCUCUUGGGGAGCGAUGAGAACUUCGACCGCUUUUUGGACGACAAGGGCAACGUGCUCUCAGAUGCCAAGUUCUCGACAGAGAACUCCAGCGACUACCACUCGGUCGAGCCUGCGGAAUCCCACAAGCCCUCGCAAAGCUCGUCGUUGAGAAACUCUCAAAUCGCGGCUGCCGCUGCCGACGACGCUACGAGUCCGCUGGCUGGGGGAGCCAUCCCAAAUGAGGCCCCCAGACCUUUGUCCGAGCUCGAAAACUACUCGACGCCAAACCUCUCGGAGUACCAGAUCGGCCACCAGAUCUCAGACCACUCGGAGCUCUUGGAUUCGGUGAAAUCUUACGACUUGUCCAAGUUGCCCACGGCCAACGACACGGAGUCCAGAUCCAUGACCAACGUGGUGCACCCGGAAGCCGAGACCACUUCCAGACCUCCGGUUGCCGCGCAAAACGCACACGUCACCGAUGCCGAUUCGUUGCAUGCCCCGUACUUCCACACUGACGAAAGAUCAAGCUCAAGAUCCAGAGCCAGGGUGGGUUUUCGGGACGACAGCCGCGAGCGAUCCAGGUCCAGAUCCUGCUCGGUAGUGGCGCCCCACUUGGCGCGCGGCGACACGUACAAGAACACACACGAGGAGACGCCUUCAAAAUAUGAGCUUCCUGCUGGUAUGGAGGUCGACGAGGAUGCGGAGGUGAUGGACGAUCGGAGAUCCAGACAGUCGAAGCCAACCUUGGGAGACUCCAUUGCGGCUGCCGAGGCGACAAAAGUCCCUGUAUCCGACACCGAGUCUGUGACUAGAGACCCUUCUUUGGUCACGAGCGGAGACUACAAGAACUUCAACGCAGACGGCCGCACCAGAGUCUUGCAGGGCUCGAACUUGUACUCUUUGCGUUCGGAAUCGUCUACAAAUUACUUGAGGUCCAUUUCCAGAUCAAGAAGCAGAAAGCCCGCCAAUGACUUGGGCGCAUACGCGUCUGUCAACGAGAAAAACGACGCCAAUCCUCAGGUGUUGGAGAGAGAGGGUGCUUUAGUGUCCGACGACCCGUUUUCGCAGGUUGACGACUUGGAUAACAUGAUGAAAAAAGUCUUGAAAGAGUCUGCAGAGAAAUCUGCCCUGAAGCCAAAAAACUUAGUCAAUGAUGUACCUGCGGGACCAAAAAAUACUGAGACUAUGAAGCAGUUAAACUCCGAGAGUAUUCUCCAAUCAAACACGGGGCUGGACGGAGCAAGCCACAAUACUCGCCCUGAACAAGAGGACCAGUCUGAUCAACCAAAUCAAGUCGUGGAUGAUGUUUCAGCGGAAGAGAAAGAUUUGGGGACAAGCGAGCAGUUGAUCGCCGAAAGUGCACCCACACUAUCUGCCAAGGAUAUUCACGUUGAAGGAGAGAAAGCUCAGGAGCCCGAAAACUCCGUCACUUAUCCAGAGGGCAGCACCGUUGACCCCACGCCUGAAGAGGGAAAGGUUAACGAUGUAUCUGCAGAAGAGAAGGACGCAGACACUCAAGAACAACUUAAGGCAGAAGAAGCUCCUGUCGUAUCCGCGAGUAACAUCCACGUGAACGGUUCAACAGAAGAAAGUGAAACGAAGGCUGUGACAGAUGUUGAGACAUCAGAUGUGGAAAAAGAGGGGAUGCUGGAAUCUGGAGCUGAGGGAACGAAAGCCGAAGAUGAUUCUGCCGCUGACCUCAAUGAUGUAGACGUCAAGCCACUGGAGGUGAACCCAGGCGACAUUUCCCACGCUCAGCAGGAAACUGAAGCGGUCGAGAAUGGCCAAAUCAAAGAAGAUGCAGCUAUUAAAGAAAUAGAUUCUGAUCCAUCCAAGAAUAGCUCUGCUGAGACGCCCGAGUCGAAAAUUGACGUGGCAGAACAACCAACCAAUUUGAUCACGGAGCCGGAUACUAUCGGGGAGAACUCAUCUCCCGCUGUGGCUGAAAAGCCAGCAGAGACUGCGGGUGUUCCGGCUGAAAAGGAAGAGGAUUUUGAGGUGUCAGCCGAGGAGUUGCGCCAGCAUUUGGAGAGCCUUCCUGUUUAUCUCUACACGUCGCUUGCUGGUGGGAUGCAAAUUAUUACGCGCACCAAUAGAUUGGCCACGAUCUUGCAGGCGAACGGGAUCAAGUUUGAGCACAGAGACUUGGGCACAGACGAGGAGGCCAAGAAAUUGUGGCGCAGGUAUGCACAGGGCAAAACCUUACCGGGCGUUGUCAGGGGCGAUGAUUUCAUUGGAAACUGGGAAUUCAUCGAGGAAGUCAAUGAAGACUACCGCUUGAAAGAAGUUCUACACGAAACUUUAUGA
This is a messenger RNA of Metschnikowia bicuspidata var. bicuspidata NRRL YB-4993, 2496 nucleotides long. RefSeq lists its product as uncharacterized. NCBI's taxonomy places the organism in Eukaryota, Fungi, Ascomycota, Pichiomycetes, Serinales, Metschnikowiaceae. The coding region runs from base 1 to 2496 and encodes 831 amino acids. The transcript is spliced from 2 exons. The record is from RefSeq and is a predicted model, not a curated record.